GCUUUGUUUUUAAUUCCGUGUGUGUGUGUGUGUUAUUCCUCUCUCUCUCUAUCUCUUUUUAUAUAUAUUGACUAUUAUAACACAGCCUACGUACUUCUCUCAGAGUAUCAACAUGAAAAUCGUCUUGAUUGGUGCCCCUGGCUCCGGUAAGGGGACGCAGAGUUCAUUGGUAAGGAAGCGCUACGACCUAUCCUACCUCGCUACGGGCGAUAUGCUGCGCGAUGCGGUGGCGAGAAAGACCCCACAAGGGAUUCUCGCAAAGAAUGCUAUGGACGCCGGAAAGCUUGUCGACGACGAGAUCGUUUUUGACAUCGUCGUGAGCGCUACCAACGAAUCGAAAAACGCGAAUGGCUGCGUCUUGGACGGAUUCCCACGCACGGUUAGGCAGGCCACAAUGAUGGAGAAUGCCAACAUUCACGUCGACAAGGCCAUUGAAUUCAGCGUCCCUGACGAUGUUAUUUUGAAGCGUACGAGUGGGCGGUGGAUUCAUCAGGCGAGCGGGCGGACCUACCAUGAGGAGUUCAGACCACCGAAAACGCCCGGUGUGGAUGAUGUGACUGGUGAGCCGUUAAUCCAGCGGCCGGACGACCGCUUCGAGGUUGCCAAGAAACGUCUUGAGCUCUUUAAGAGCGAAGCGAACACCCUUGCGGAGUUCUACAAAACGCGUGGCGUGUAUGUUCGUGUUGAUGCUAAUCGCAUAGUUGAUGAGGUUUAUAAAACGAUUGUGGAUCACCUAGAUCCUAUAGCUUCUUCUCUCAAUAUACAAAUAAAUGAAGCGGACAAUAUCUCGUAGCUUAAUAUUUGACUAGUUUACUGAUUCUUUAAUUAAGCGAAACAUAUAACUAACCUAAAGUCACCGUACGCAGUAAGUGUGUUGAAUAAGAUGUUGUGUAUUAUGGGAGAAAUAUAAGUACCAGACCUCAGCAUUCAGAUGUUAGAAAUGUCAGCUCAUGGUUAGCGUUAUUUAACUGGGUAGCGCCAGACUAUAAGUGUAUAGGUGAAUAUCUGAGAUAUACCAAUUUUAAAAUUUUCUCUAGUAUUUUGUUUUUUCCAUGGUUAAUUUUGACUCAUGCUUUCUCAUAACUAAAGUGGUAUAUCAUUUGCACUUUGAUCCUUAGUGAAGUUUGUCUUAAUAACCUUAGCGAUAUUUUCAUUAAAAUAAAAAAAUGGUGAGUUUAUGUAUUCGCAUAAUGAGUAGUGUCUAUCACUUUCAUUAUUCCUUAUGAGGUCGUAUAGAUUUUUUACCAUAUCACACUGUUCUCAUUGUAUUUUAUUUUUAUUCCAAAGUUCGUAUUACGACCUAUCAGAAAUGUAAGCCUAGCAGAAAAUAAUGUUGACAAUAUUAUCUUUGGUUGUGGAAGGUUAUCCACGCGUUUUUGCACAAAUAUGAGAUACCAGGAUGAGGUAAGGAAAUAAAGCACACAUUAUGUUAACAGGUCCCUCUUGAAAGAUUUUUUUACGAAUCAAACAGCUAAAACCUAACUCUUGGACAUAACAUAGAAAUCAUAUAGAAAUUCAACACCUUAAAUAAAGAUGCGCGGCAAUUUUAUUUCUUCUUUGUAUUGGCUUCGUUCGCGCUCAUCGUGCUGGAUAACUCGCGGUGAGGUUGUUAUGGGAAUAAAUUCAGUAUGGAAUUUGAGGUGGAGUGGGCCUGUACGGAAGAUGGCACCAUCCAAACUCACUACAAGUGGGUUGGUUCACAAUUGAUCACUAACCUUCAGUGGAGUAUGUAUCCUCAUUGAUUCGAUUAAAUCAACCCUUAGAUAGAGUUUAUAAUGCAAUAUUUUUAUCACUCUGAGCUCAGCAUGGUUGAAAGGGCAUUUGUUGGAUAAGCGUGGUCAACUUUUUCUCCCUCUGACGUAUGAUAUUAUAUCUGUCUUUAACUAACAUUCUCCUUCUUGUUGGAAUUUGGUUGAAUCGAUUAGUUACGGGUGAAAUGGAUAGGUCUUAUUUUUCCACGCAUUUUCAAGCCAAACUUGUGAGGCUAGGACUGGUGGAAAGGAUUUGGAUGCAUCAUAGUUUUGGAAAGUAUCUUUAAGGUCACAGAAGCACUUUAGGAAAGAGACUUUAAGGUUAGUCUAGCGGCCUAUGUCGAUUAGUUUUUUUCCCUUCAGGAUUUCUUGUGAUGAUGUAUAUUUCCCUAA
Messenger RNA from Phytomonas sp. Hart1, 2144 nucleotides. The record is from the annotation of a GenBank genome assembly. Lineage: Eukaryota; Euglenozoa; Kinetoplastea; Trypanosomatida; Trypanosomatidae.